Messenger RNA from Durio zibethinus, 2317 nucleotides. Its product is annotated as Polynucleotidyl transferase, ribonuclease H-like superfamily protein. NCBI's taxonomy places the organism in Eukaryota, Viridiplantae, Streptophyta, Magnoliopsida, Malvales, Malvaceae. The record is from RefSeq and is a predicted model, not a curated record. Gene Ontology annotation, molecular function: nucleic acid binding; exonuclease activity. Gene Ontology annotation, cellular component: nucleus.
GGACUUUGUUUUUGUAGCAAGCGAUUUCGAAUCGUAACCCGUGUUUCUUCAAACGCACGACGGCGACGUUCGUGAGCCGCUUUUGCCCGAUCGGCUGCACCAGCGUUUUCGACAUUUUUCUCUCGCCGCUUCUUUCUCGUGCACCUUCGCUUCUCUAUUCAAUCAUCCAGAUUUUAUAGGUAAAAACUCAGAGGAGAAAGGAAUAGGAAUUUUUUUUAAGAAAAUGUCGUCUCUAAAGCAAAAGAGUGAAGGGGCAACUGCGGAGGAGGAAAAUAAGGAGAUCUCUAAUUUCUUUGAUAUCUAUGGACCUCAAGCAAAAGCAGAAAUUGUUUUCAAGACACCAGAAACUAACUCUACCUUGAAUUUGCAAGAUGUUCAAGGACUUGUUACCUGGGUUCUUGCCGAUGGAUUCAUGCCUUCCUGGGUUUUUAUUAAGAAUAAGCCACUGAUUCCGAAAGUUGUUAUGCUUUAUGUCCCUGGCCUCGAUGCAGCUUUGUACUUAGCACAUUCCAUGAAACUUUCUGGUUUUAAACAAAGUUGCGGUAAUCCCCGGGCACUUUUAGCUCUUAGCUGUGUAUCGGAUGGGAUGCAGACGAUAGAUGCACUCCUAACGUGCAAGGUGAAAAGAAAGAGAAAUGUAAUUGAUUCAGUGAGGGAUGCAGGCCAGUCCGCUGAACAAGAAACAUCUAUCUCUUUAAUGGACUCUGCAGAACUCUUGAAAGAUAUUCCUUUCCCCAUUACAUAUUAUACACUUACAACAAAGGAACUAGAAGACAAUGGAUAUUGUCUUAAUCAACCAGGUUUUGAAUCUACUCUUCCUGCUCCUGAUGGGUCUUCUCUUUAUGAAUUAUUGUCACUUGACUGUGAAAUGUGUAUAACAAGUGAGGGUUUUGAGCUGACAAGAGUGACCCUGGUCGAUAUUAAAGGACAGGUUGUAUUAGAUAAAUUGGUUAAACCAUCAAACCCUAUCACUGAUUACAACACAAGGUUUAGUGGAAUCACAUAUGAGAUGCUGAGUGGAGUGACUACAAGUCUUAAAGAUGUUCAGGAAGAUUUUCUAAAGCUGGUUCACAAAUAUACCAUCCUAAUUGGGCACUCCUUGGAGAAUGACUUAUUAGCUUUGAAGAUUUCUCAUGAUUUGAUAAUUGAUACCUCUGUAUUAUACAAACACCCUCGUGGUGGAUCUUACAAAGCUGCUCUUCGAGUUCUUGCCAAGAGAUUUCUCUCUAGGGAGAUUCAGCAGUCAGGGACUGGACACGAUAGUAUUGAAGAUGCAAGGGCUGCUAUGGAUUUGGCUCUGUUAAAGAUUAGAAAUGGACCUGAUUUUGGUUUGCCACCAUCAUUUAUGCGCCGAAAGCUCCUUACUCUUUUGGGUGAGUGUGGCAAGACCUCCUCUUUCAUUGAUGAUAUUUCCAUAGUGAAGCGAUAUGCUUCGGAGUCAUCCCAUGCAAUUCCAAUUUGCACUGAUGAUGAAGCUCUUUUAAAGGCUAGAAAAGAGGUCAAGAAUGAUCGUAUACACUUUGUCUGGACACAAUUUUCAGAACUGAAUUCCUAUUUCAUAAAACAAGCCGAGGAUGAUGUAAAGUUAAAUGCAAAACUUGCUGAAAUGAUUUCAUUGCUUACAUGUAAUAAGAAAUCUGCUAGUCGAAAAGGAACCAAAUACAGUGUUUCAACUGAGCUAAAGGAAAUUUUAACUCGCAUUGAUGCUAGGGUUCGUAGUCUCCACGCUGCGUUACCCACUAACUCGAUGUUUAUAAUAUGCACCGGACAUGGGGACAUAUCCAUUGUUCAUAGAUUGAGGAAAAUGUUGACAGAGCAAUGUGAAACAAUGGUGCCCCGUGAGAAACUUGUAAAGGUAUUGGAAGAGCUGCAGGCCCAGGCUGAAGUAGCUUUAUGUUUUGUUGGCAUUAAGCAUUAGGUAUACCAUCCACUACUAAUGUAUCUUGCAUUUUUCAAGAGUGAUGAGGAAUGCUCAUGUAAAUUUUGAGGCUGUUACAGUUUUUACAAUGACAAUCAUUGUUUUGAUGCUGUUGUCCCCUCCAUCCACCCAGAAAAGGAAAAAUGUAAAAGGUGGUUAUUUUAUUCGCUACUGGGAAAAGUUUUUAAUCUUUUAUGAAAUUCUAUAUUUGCGAGCGUUUAUGAAGAGAUAUUCUCUUUUCUUUUCUUUUUUGGUCGCCUUUGUUGUUGUUGCUUGUUUCACUCAGCGUGCAUCGGAGGCCUGCAGAAGGUUAAUGGGAGAGUUUGGACUAUCAAGCCAUCUACACAUUAAAAAUCAUUUAAGACAAGAUUUUUGGAUUUAAUCAGAAAGUUAAGGGUU